UUAUCUAUCGAGAUAAAUAUCAUUAUCUAUAUUGUCUCACCUCAUUUAUCAUUUGAUACAAGCAAAAAUACGUUAUUAGUUAUUAUUCUAAUAGAGAAUUCUUCUAGAGAAACAUCAGCUCAAAAGUGUGACCAUACGUAAAAAUGACAAGUAUAGAGACAGUGGGUACCAUCGUACUUAAAAUAUUGAAGUUGGUAAUAAACUUGAUAUGCAUAAUACUAUACAGGACCGGUUACCAGGGCUACUUCUUAGGAGUAGGAGGAACAUGGAACUUAAACGAAGAAAAAAAUCCUGAUUCGGAAAUUGUGGCAUCUGGAAUCUUUGUCGGCUACAUGAUCUACACUAUCGUAUCUCUUAUAAGCCUGUGUUUCGCCAGCGGUGAUCACAAAACAUCUUUCACCGAUAUUUUAAUGAAUAUAGUCGGUGUAUUCAUGUGGGUGGCCGUUGGAGCAACAGCACUUCACUACUGGCUCGGUUAUUUGUCAGAAUAUAAAUACUCGAGCGUUGAUUCCGAGCGACAGGUGGGCUUGGCGUUAGGAGCCUUGUGCGUUAUAAACGGUGCAGUCUAUCUAGUGGACAGUGUGUUGUCUGUCGUAUUUAUAAUUAAAUCGAAGAUGCAAUAAUAAUUUUUAAUGAAUUAUUUAUAAAUUUUUUUAUCUUUCUAUAUUUUUUAAAAGAUUUCUGCAAACUGCAAACUGCAAACUUUCCUCGUAAUUCAUGACAAUAUUUCAUCAUUGCAGUCAUCUUUCAUGUACAUUUUUAAUACAUAUUUUAAUGCACUCUUAAGUCUUAUAGUCUUAUGGCAUUCGUGUGGAUAAUGUAAUAUGGAUGUUUACUUCAUUCAAUUCUUUUCUGUUCAGUUUAUUAAGUGCAAUAAUUGAUAAUAAAAAGGUAACGAAUAUUUUGAAAUAUUGUCUGCGGUUUAAUGACUAAUGAAUUUGAAUUUGGCGAAAAUAUAAUAAAUUCGUUACUGUUGUCCUAAUGUAAAUCUCAACAAAAAUUGGCAUGCAAUUUAAAAUUUGAAGUUUUUGCACUACAAUAUCAUAUUUUAUGUUAACUUUUAGUUAAACGUUAUUUUAAAGAAAAAAUAGUUCCAUAAUUAUUAGAAAAUUAAAAAAUGUUUU
This is a messenger RNA of Phyllotreta striolata, 1124 nucleotides long. Lineage: Eukaryota; Metazoa; Arthropoda; Insecta; Coleoptera; Chrysomelidae. The record is from the annotation of a GenBank genome assembly.